Phytophthora sojae is the source of this 1140-nucleotide messenger RNA. RefSeq lists its product as hypothetical. The transcript has 3 exons. Bases 1 to 1140 code for a protein of 379 amino acids. NCBI's taxonomy places the organism in Eukaryota, Oomycota, Peronosporomycetes, Peronosporales, Peronosporaceae. The record is from RefSeq and is a predicted model, not a curated record.
AUGCCAUCCACCGCCGACCAAGUCCUCGACCGCCUCACGCGCCAGUGGGAUGACGAGGUUGCCAACCUUGUGACCAGCCAUGAGAACUUUGGCGACGUUGCCCGCCAUGUCGAAGACAAAGCGUCGGACGCUGAGUCGCCUAUCCUCGCUGACUACACCGCCGCCGGGGGUGACGACACGCUCAAGGCGAUGACGAACUUCUCCGCCCCGGAGCUGGACGCUCUUUGGGCUAUCGUGGAGCCCGCACACUUCGACACAUGGCACAAGCACGCUAUCGACUUCAACAUCGGCAUGUCGACGCUGGAGAAGAUGGUCCACCGAGUCAUCCAGACGGUCGAGCCCGUCCUGUAUCACCAGCUGGUUAAGCGGGUCAAGAUGCCAACUGAGAUGGAGGCCGGCAACACCUUCGUCAACUACCCUCAUGCGCUAUACGCGACCGAUGUCAAGUUCCAGCCGGCCUAUCGUCCAAGCGGUCGUUUUACGGAGCAGAAGGUGUACUUUUCGGCGAAGCACAAGCUAUACGGCUUCAAGAUUGAGUGUUCGGAUGUGACGAUGAUGCUGGACAGGCUCUCAGUCCAUCGCCAGAUGCUGCGUAAGGACGACGCCUCGGCCCCUGAACUUGGAGCUGAGCCGACGCAAUUCCCGGAAAUGUGGGCAGUGCUCGUGGACAAGGGGUACCAAGGUUCUGGGCGCGUGCUUCGUACUAUCCAGCCAAAGAAGAAGCCGCGUGGAGGAACACUGGACCGGGUAGACCUCGCUCGGAACAAGGCCGUCUCAUCGGAUCGAGUGCUCGUGGAGAACUUCUUCGGCCGGAUGUGCAUGCUGUGGAAGGCUACUUACGCGACGUUCAAGUGGAAUGAGAACCGGUUUGACUGUGUCGCUCGGCUGUGCACCGCGCUAACUAACUUUCACGUCGGUCUAAUGCCACUACGCGCUCGUGACAGCGAGCAUUACGACAUGGUGCUUGCCAAGUACCAGUCUAUGGGUGACCGCGUUCGGACGCAACGGGCUAGGGCCCAGCGCCAUUACCGCAUGCGCCAGCGACUGCGCUCCCGCCCAGCGCCUUACAGCACACGGGCUUCCGCUUCUCAGUGCGAGACUCAGUACGACUCUGAGGAGUCGGUUUCGUUCUCUAUCUAA